GGUUUCCCGUUUACGUUAUCGGAGAAGGGACCGGAGGAUCCUCCUUCCGAAAAACUCGAUUUUAGAAGAAUCGGUUCCAAGUCAACGUAUAAGGUGGUUGCAACAGUAUGGAACUUAUGGAAAGUGGGUCAGAGGGUUCAUGUGAAACUUUUUUUACACAAUCAUCAUUGAUUAGUGGUCUCCCAGAUGACAUUGCUCUAACCUGCUUGGCAAGGAUUCCUCGUAGAUAUCAUUCCCUCCUCAAAUGCGUUUCAAGGAAAUGGCGAGAUUUGGUUUACAGUGAAGAGUGGCAUUCCUAUCGUCAAAAGCAUAAUUUGGCUGAGACUUGGAUUUAUGCUUUGUGUAAAGAUAAAUUGGAACAACUUUGUUGUUAUGUGUUAGACCCGAACAUGCCAAAGAAAGGUUGGAAGCGUAUCCCUGACCUCUCACCUUCUUGCUCGAAAAGAAAAGGUGUAGGCUUUGAAGUGUUGGGGAGAAAUAUAUACUUUUUGGGCGGAUGUGGUUGGAUUGAAGAUGCCACUGAUGAAGUUUACUGCUAUGAUGCCAGUAGGAAUGCAUGGAGUGAAGCUUCUCCCUUGUCAACUGCAAGGUGUUAUUUUGCUUGUGAAGCAAUUGAUGGUAAAAUGUAUGCAAUUGGCGGGCUAGGAUCAAAAUCGAGCGACCCACAUUCCUGGGACACUUUUGAUUCCAACAUGAACUCAUGGGCAUCUCAUAUGGAUCCUAACGUUGUUCCUGAAAUCGAAGAUUCUCUAGUUCUAGACGGAAAAAUUUACAUACGAUGUGGGUCUUCUGCUGUAUCUUCUCACAUUUACGCGGUCGUGUAUGAUCCACUGAAUGGCACGUGGCAGCAUGCUGACUCCGACAUGGUCUCUGGCUGGCGGGGUCCAGCCAUCGUAGUAAACGAGACCCUUUAUGUAUUGGACCAGAGUUCAGGAACCAGAGUGAUGGUAUGGCGAAAAGAUACUCGAGAAUGGGAAGCAUUUGGGAGAUUAUCAUCUAUACUUACAAGACCACCUUGUCGGCUUGCUGCAAUCGGUAAUAAGAUAUUUGUGGUCGGAAAGGGGCUUAGCACCGUGGCUUUUGAUGUCGAUAAGGCUGCAAAUAUGGAUGGAGUGUUGGUUAGUACUUCCGCACCAAAGUUACCUUCUGACGACGAUGUAAUUAGCUGUAAGUCUGUUUCUUUAUGACUUUUUUUCUCGCAUUCGGUAAGACUAAGUUUUGUUCAAUUGUGAACCGUACCUAUGUCUAGCUCGAAAUACGAUUACUACAUGAACGAUGGAUUUGGGAUCGUCAAACCUGUUGUAAAUGUUAAAAUUUCACCUAAAAUCUAUGCAUCAUGUUUAUGUG
Cynara cardunculus var. scolymus (artichoke) is the source of this 1347-nucleotide messenger RNA. Its product is annotated as F-box/kelch-repeat protein SKIP4. The record is from RefSeq and is a predicted model, not a curated record. Bases 108 to 1187 code for a protein of 359 amino acids. Lineage: Eukaryota; Viridiplantae; Streptophyta; Magnoliopsida; Asterales; Asteraceae. The transcript has 3 exons. Gene Ontology annotation, molecular function: protein binding.